GGAGCGCCACAACCUGUGACUGCGGGCGCUGAAACGCUAAACCUUUCCUGGAAACGGAUUCCCGGGAACCUCCAGCUGAACCGAGCUGCUCUCUGACUGUGCAGCAGCACUUUCCACACAGCUCCCUCUGCAGCUGUGCUCUCAUUUAAGCAGAGGAGCUUCUCCUGUCCAGACUGCUGGAACCACUAAGACGUUUAUUCACUGGAUUUAGGUUGUUGUUUUUUUUAGUGGUGGAAAUUAUUUUCUUUCUUUCUUGAUUUCAGUGUCAGGCCGUGAUGGUUGCCCGUGCAGCGACCAUUUUGCAUCACGAGGAGCCGCAAAGUUCCUGCUACCCACAACCCUUGCCUCCAGCCUGGAACCCGGCACAGGACCUCCAAUGCAUCACCACCAAUUUCCAGUAUCUGCAGACCUCAGGUUGGUACUGGGGUUCUAUCUCAGCGAGCCAAGCUCGGGAAGUUCUCCAGUCCAAGUCUGAAGGGACAUUCCUGGUGCGGGACAGCAGCCACCCUCAGUACAUGCUGGCCCUUUCGGUAAAGACCCGCUGCGGGCCCACCAGUGUGCGCAUCGAGUACAACAGAGGCAGCUUCUGGCUGGACUCCACGUUGCCCCAGUUGCCCCACCUACAAGCUUUCCCAGAUGUUCCAAGCCUGGUCCAGCACUACACCGCCUCAGGCCAGACGGCGCAGGACCUGGAGUCCAUCCGGCCCCAAACCAAGCCGGACCCAGUGCAGCGCGCGGCUAAAGACAGCGGCGUUCCUCUUAAGCUCCUGCAUCCGUUGCACAACGUGCAGCAGGAUUCUCCUUCUCUGCAGCACCUGGCACGCCUCGCCAUCAACAAACACACAAACUGCACCGACCAGCUGCCCCUCCCAAAGCCGCUGCUGCGCUUCCUGCAGAACUACCCUUUCUUCAUAUGAAGACGGCAGCCCGGCGGACGCAGAGGGACAAAGAUACAGGAGCACGGUUGAGAUUCCUGUCCAUGACAAUGGAUGUGGAGCUGAGUUAGGAUCCUGCAUCAGAUUCACUGGAGCACAGGGAGAGAAGACAGAGAUGGUCCAAGUACAAGAAACAACGCAACGUUACUUCACAUAAAUGAGUUUGAGCUUAUUCCAGCACAGCAGCUUUUCCCAAAACCGAUUUCUACGUUUACCUUAGCGACUGUGAAACCUGCAUUGAAUGCCAAUAUGUUUUAUUCUGAGCUGCAAAAGAAAACCUGUGGACUUUAAAUGGUUGACAAUGAGGCAGAGGUAGCUUUGCAGAAUAAACCAAAUUAUCUGAGUCGUUCGGUUUGAAGAACUUUAAUCACUUUAACACUGGAGAAGAAGGUUAAAAAUGAGUGUUGGUCAUGUUUUUGUCAGUCUUAACGCAGCGCAGUGUGUGGUAAAUAUAUGCUGCAAAACUGAACAAAUUCAGGACUGAGGAUAAUCUUCGUCUUGUUUCUGUUGGACAUGCAGUUCUUUUGCAAAAAUAUUUCUACCCCUGAACUUUUUCACAUUUUGUCACAUUACCUAAUUUAAUGUAUUUUAUUGGGAUUUUAAGCUAAGACCAGCAUAAAGUAGCACACAAUUGUGAAGUGGAAUGAAAAUUAUGUUUCAUUUUAAAAAGAUAAAUAAAUUACAAAUAAAAAACUUUAAAACAAUGGCCUGCACACGUGCUCUGAUAGUCCAAUAAAAAUCUAUUGCAGCCACUUGUACAAGUCACCUACUUAGUUAAUAGAAUAAUCCAUCUGUGUGUAAUCUAAUUUCAGUGUAGCUUCGGCUGUUCUGUGAAGGCCUCAGAGAUUUAUUAGAGAGCAUUAGUGAACAAACAGGACAGGGAGAAAGUUGUUUGAGAAGCAUAACGCAGAGUUAGGUUAUAAAAACAAUAUUUCAACCUUUAAACGUCACACAGUCAGGGAGAAAAGAGUAUGGCAAAACUGAAACCCCCUAGAAAAGCUAAACAGAUUCACAGCUCAGGUGGGAUAAUCUGUCUGAAAAUCUGGAAGAGUUGGAAGAAUAAAGUUAUUAUUGAAAGAAAACUGAGAGAUGUUCCUUCAGCAGUUUAC
Poecilia reticulata (guppy) is the source of this 2044-nucleotide messenger RNA. RefSeq names its product cytokine inducible SH2-containing protein b (gene cishb). Gene Ontology annotation, molecular function: 1-phosphatidylinositol-3-kinase regulator activity. Gene Ontology annotation, biological process: phosphatidylinositol phosphate biosynthetic process; intracellular signal transduction. The record is from RefSeq and is a predicted model, not a curated record. NCBI's taxonomy places the organism in Eukaryota, Metazoa, Chordata, Actinopteri, Cyprinodontiformes, Poeciliidae. Gene Ontology annotation, cellular component: phosphatidylinositol 3-kinase complex.